GGCGGCGGUUACGGCGGCCGGGAGGAUGCUGCGGGCGGCGGUGCGGGGGCUGAAGGGGCUGCGGGGCCCGGCGGGGCGGCGGCGGCGGAGCGGCGCGGGCAGCGCCGACGGCGGCCCCCGCGAGCCCCGCGCGCCCCGCAUCUACACGAAGACGGGGGACGCAGGCUUCUCCAGCACCUUCACGGGCGAGCGGAGGCCGAAGGGCGACCGGAUCUUCGAAGCCCUGGGAGCCACGGACGAACUGAGCUCGGCCAUCGGGCUUGCUGGUGAAUUCAGCAGUGAAAAGGGCCACACGUUUGUUGAACAGCUUCACAAAGUCCAGUGCAUGCUGCAGGACGUGGGCUCCAACAUCGCCACGCCGCUCUCCUCAGCCAGGGAGGCUCACCUGAAACGAACGUCCUUUGGCGAGGGGCCCGUGCUGGAGCUGGAGCGCUGGAUCGACGGUUACUGCGAGCAGCUGCCGCCGCUGCGGACCUUCAUCCUCCCGUCAGGAGGUAAGAGCAGUGCUGCUCUCCACUUCUCCCGAGCCGUGUGCCGCAGAGCUGAGAGGUGUGUGGUUCCUUUAGUACAAGCAGGGGAAGCAGAUCCAAACGUGGCCAAAUACUUAAACAGACUGAGUGACUACCUCUUUGUCUUGGCUCGUUAUGCUGCAAUGAAGGAAGGGAAGGAAGAGAAAAUAUACAUAAAGCCUGAACCAUAAAUGCACUGUUGGUUUCCUUGAGCAUGGGAAGCUGCAGCCAGCAGACUGCUUUCCUCCAACAAGGAACAGGCCUGGACUGGAAAUGUGAGCUGCCAAGAACUUGCAGCCUAGGUAAGCAGGACGUUGUUCAUAGAUGCUGUGAGGGGCACAGCUGUGCAGCCAGCCCUGUGUUACUGUCAGCCCCGGGCUGCAGCCAGCCACGAGGCUUCAGCAGGGCCUGUGCUGUGGAGAGGCUCAGACAGGACUCUGAGGAAUGAAGAAAGGAAAACAAUCAGCUUCUCUUUGCAAGUCCCAGCUGGGGUGCAGAACAGCAACUGUGCACAUCCAGGAACUCUGUCCACAAGCUUUGAAAUAAUAAACGUGAUUUACUUGUACCAAA
Molecule: messenger RNA, 1079 nt
Organism: Colius striatus (speckled mousebird)
Lineage: Eukaryota; Metazoa; Chordata; Aves; Coliiformes; Coliidae
Gene: MMAB
Product: metabolism of cobalamin associated B
Exons: 9
Coding region: 26-700 (224 amino acids)
Molecular function (GO): corrinoid adenosyltransferase activity
Source: RefSeq, a predicted model, not a curated record